This is a messenger RNA of Acinonyx jubatus (cheetah), 4026 nucleotides long. Its product is annotated as small nuclear ribonucleoprotein G-like. Lineage: Eukaryota; Metazoa; Chordata; Mammalia; Carnivora; Felidae. Gene Ontology annotation, molecular function: RNA binding. The transcript has a single exon. Gene Ontology annotation, biological process: mRNA splicing, via spliceosome. Bases 2583 to 2771 code for a protein of 62 amino acids. Gene Ontology annotation, cellular component: U2-type prespliceosome; catalytic step 2 spliceosome; U2 snRNP. The record is from RefSeq and is a predicted model, not a curated record.
AUGACUUUGAAAUAUUUCGUAGAUGGUACGUUAGUUCUCAAUGGCCUGGAAUUUUAGAGGGGUGUCGUUCAAAUAUAGCCCAAGAUCACAGCUCAAAUGAAACUAGGAUAUUCGGGGGCGGCUGGGGUGGCUCAGUUGGUCUGACUCGUGAUUUUGACUCAGGUCAUGAACUUGUGGUUUGUGGGAUCGAGCCCCGUGUUGGGCUCUGUGAUGACAGCACGGAGCCUACUUGGGAUUCUCUGUCUCCCUCUCUCUGCCGCUCCCCCACUCACAUGCAUGUGCGCGCAUUUGUUCUGUCUCGCGGUAAAUAAGUAAAAGCUAAGGUAUUCAAACAACAGAUUUAGCGUGAAGUUUAUAUACAGUUACACGGUACAGUAAGUGGAGAAAACCAAGGUGCAGAUCUGUUUAUAUGAGCUUAUCAUUUAAUUUUAAAAGUAUAUGCUUUUCUCAUACACUCAGGCACAAGCACAUUUAUAUGAUUAUAUAUGCAUAGAAAAUGUCUGGAAGAACAUGCGUCCACCAAAUGAUUAACAUUUGUAAUCUUUGUUUUUUUGUGGGUUUUUAAGUUUAUUUAUUAUGAGAGCAAGAGGGAGCAUAUGCACAUGCGUGCAGGGGAGGGGUCGGGGGGGGGGCAGAGAUAGAGAGAGAGAAUCCCAACGUGGGGCUCAAACUCACAAAGCCUGAGCUCAUGACCUGAGCCAAGAUCAGGAGUCAGACAUUUAACGGACUGGGCCACCCAGGCACCCCAACAUUUGUAAUCUUUAUGAAGAUUAUAAAGAUAGUUUAUUUUUCACUUAUGGAAGCCGGUUCCAUAAAUAGUUACAUAGUGCCUGUUUUGUGCCAGCUAUCGUCUAGGCUGUCCAAAUGUUUAUAUGAGUAAAACAGAAAUGGUUUUAUUUAUCAUUGUGUUUCCAGUAAUGAGAAAAACUCUCCAUGUCUGUGGUGGGGGUUGUAACCUAGAGUACUGUGCUGUUCGAAUUUGCUUUUUUGAACAUGCUUUAAAUAUAUAAAAAAUACAAAAUUUUAAUUCUAAUAUUUAGAAACCCUUUCACCAUUUUGUAGCCCCUCUCCAAAAAUGCAAAACUGAUAGUUUUAGAAUACUUACCUACAUAUUCACAGAAAAUCCUAUGAAGGAAACAUUAAAAAGUUUCCAUUAAAAUCACCUUUCUUUCUUACCCGAUCUAAAAGUAGCAAAGGAUCUUCAGUGGAACAGACACAGCGUCACCUGCAGCACCCCGCUCGCCCGUCCACCCUGUGGCCUGAUUCUCAGGGAGGGUCUGUCACCCUGAUGGGGACUCGGUGCCAGGUGGGGGAGGUGGUGCUGUUUGUGUGGGUCACAUUCCUCAUCAGCUGAACCUCAAUAUGUUUAAAUGCAGAACAUGAUCUUCUUAUGGAUAAGCUAGGUCGCAAAUGAACUUGAGGUCAUUCCACACAUCAACCAAGAUGCAGUUACAGAGACUGAAUCUGCCUUCCUACCUUAACUAAUCAAAACUCAGACAAAGCACACAACACAACAGUUUCAGAUACUUGUGUAUCGCAUGUCCUAGGACAGUGAUUUCUGACAGAGGAAGCAAAUGAGGUGACCCUGUGAUUGCCCCAGCUUACGAUCUUCAGAGCUCCCUGGCCAGGGAGCAGAAAGGGAGGCCAGUGGUCUACAGAAUUGAGGAGACACACCUGGUGGCAGCGUAAGGACAAGGUGGAUGGCAUUCACAGGGCAGAGGACUGGGGGAGAGCACAGGACAAGAAGGGUCUGCAGAGCCACCCCCCCCCCCGCCCCCCGCCCCAGAGUUGUGUCACGAAUGCAUGCCUGGGAAAGAAGCCCUGGAAAGCAGAGAGGAAGCCUGAACCCACCCCCACCCUUCCCCCAGUGCCGGAACGACUGGUUCCCAAAGCCAGAGAAUUCACAGGGCAACAAGUAGAGUCCUCAGAGGGUGUUGCCUGCGGGUGGGGAGAAUCUAGCCCUACACUGCCUGCCAGCCCCACCCAUCCACGGGCCCAGCGGAGAGUGGCUCUCCAAGCAGUGCAGCCACAUCCCACAGCCAAGGUCAAGGAUAGUUGCGGGAGUACAUACCCACAAGGUGUAAAAUUCACAACAGCUGGUAUCUAAUCCAGAAAUAAACUGAAAAACACUGUCCAUAAUAAGGAAUUUCAGGGGCGCCUGGGUGCCUCAUUUGGUUGAGCGUCCAACUUCAGCUCAGGUCAUGAUCUCACGAUUUGUAGGUUCGAAGCUCCACGUUGGGUUGCCCUGAUAACACGCAGAGCCUGCUUCAGAUUCUCUGUCCCCACCCUCUCUCUGCCCUUUCCCAGCUUGUGCUCUUUAAAAAAAAAAAAAAUUAUUUUUUAAGGACUUAACAUUGCUACUUUAUUUUAAUAUGAAAUUUAUUGUCAAAUUGGUUUCCAUACCAAAAAAAAAAUUUAAAAAACAAUUCCAUCAGUUGAAAUCAACUAAAGAAAAUAAUAGUGGUAUGCCAGGCCUAAUAAUGCAGGAGCGUGAAGGAUGCCAUGAAUUCCAUCUGGGGGUGUCUUUGAGCUUGCCGAGUAGACACCAUUAACAAAGCUCACCCUCCUAAGUUGAAAAAUUUAUGGACGAGAAAUUGUCAUUGAGAUUAAAUGGUGGCAGACAUGUCCAGGGAAUAUUGCGGGGGUUCAGUCCCUUCAUGAAUCUUGGGAAAGAUGGACGUGUGGAGAUGGCAACUAGUGGGCAGCAGAACGACAUUGGAAUGGUGGUAAUUCCAGGAAAUUGUGUCAUCCUGUUAGAAGCCUUGGAAUGAGCAUUGUUAACAACGGGUGUGUUAUGGAAGAAACCAGUGGCUUCCACGUGUCCCCUCUCCGUAGCUCCUACUAUAUAAACAUGUUCCUACUAUAUAAAAAUCAGGUUGUGCAUUUUCAUAUUGAACUUUCUUGUUAAAUAAACUUCUGUAAUAGUCAAAAAAGUAGUAACAGUGGUAGGAAUUAGCAGACAUGGACGUCAAAACAGUUAUUAUAAUUAUACUCCAUAUGCUCCACAUUCAGUGGAGAUAUAAACAAUAAAAGAUAACUUUCUAGAGACAAAAACUGAAGGUCUUAAGAUGAAAAGUAUAUCAGACAACUAACAGACUAGAGACUACAGUCAGAAAUAUUAGUGAAUUUGAACACGGAUAGAAACUCAGCAAAGCGAAACAAUAAAGAAGAAUCUUAAAAAAAAAAAAAAUCCAAAAAAGCAUCAGUGAGCUGUGGGACAAGUACCCACAGCCUUGCAUCCACACAAUUAGAGUCCCAGAGAGGGGAGUGUAAGAAAUACUAGAAAAAACAGUGGAAACUUUCCUGAUUCGGUGAAAACUAUAAACCUACACACAUCUCCAGGAAAUUUAACAGACCUGAAGUACAAGAAGUCUGCAGAAAACUGCACCAAGACACAUGACAAUCAAAUGCCUGAAAGUUGCUUAGAAAGAACUUAUAAACCUUAGAAACAAAGUCUCAUUAUAAGCAGGGGAGCAGAACAAGGAACGGCAGCAGAUUUCCUAUUGAUAGCAGCGGGGUGGUUCUGGAAGGUGCUGGCAGGAAACACUGUCCGCCUGGAACUCUGUGCCCAACCUACACUGCAGAAAUGAAGAGGAUGUACACAAUUAUCCAGACGUGCCUGAGCUGAAAGAUGGGGCAGGAGUUACCGCUGACCUGUACCACCAGCCACGAGAGCCCUUACAGCACACGGAAACCGCCCUAGAGGGACACGAUGGCCUCCCUGGAGGAGCAAAAAGGACCAGAAAUGAUAAGUGGGUGUGGACAUGUAAAGAAUGUUUUGUUGCAGAAAAAAAUCCUCUUUAAAAGAUAACUGAGUUUUUAACUUUUUAAUUCAUUUAAAAGCGAGCACACACACGGCAAAGAGGGGCAGAGGGAAAGUGAGAGUCUCAAGCAGGCUCCGUACUUGGCACAGAGCCUGAUGCGGGGCUCAGUCACAACUGUGAGAUCGUGACCUGAGCUGGAACCAAGAGUCAGAUGCUCAACCAGCUGAGCCACCCAGGCACUCAGUAACUGACUUUUUAAACA